AAUUUAUUUCUGAUAUUUCUGACUGAAUUGAAGCAGUUACCUCGUUCACACUUAUCGCUGCGGAAGAGAUACGUCACCACUCAGAUGACGGACUGUAAUAAGCCUAUUCCUUUUUAUUACUCCGCGAGCGGUAAUAGAGAGGAAGAUGAGAAAUUAUUGGAACCAAUCAGGUAUAUCCUUCAAGUUCCCGGAAAACAAAAAAGAGCAAAAUUAGCAAAGGCUUUUAAUUACUGGCUAAAGAUAUCGGAUGAUAAAGUCCAAGAAAUCGAUGGUAUAAUAAAUAUGCUCCAUAAUUCAAGCAUUCUGAUUGAUGAUAUUCAAGAUAAUUCCAUUAGGCGAAGGGGCAUUCCUGUUGCACACUCAGUUUAUGGAAUUGCUAGCUCAUUAAAUGCUGCAAGUUAUGUAUUAUUCAUUGCUUUGGAAAAAGUUAUUAAUUUAAAACAUCCAGCGGCAACGCAAGUAUAUAUGGAGCAAACAUUAGAAAUUCAUAGAGGUCAGGGAAUGGAUAUUUUUUGGAGAGAUAAUUUCAUCUGUCCAACUGAGGAAGAUUACAAAACUAUGACAAUAAGAAAAACUGGUGGGCUUUUCAAUUUAGCGGUAAGACUAAUGAAACUAUUUUCAACUUAUGAAGAAGAUUUUUCGUCACUAAUAGCUACUUUGGGAUUAUAUAUUCAAAUACGUGAUGAUUAUUGCAACUUAUGCCUCAGUGAGUACACUGAGAAUAAAAGUUAUUGUGAAGAUUUAACCGAAGGAAAAUUCAGUUUUCCGAUUAUUCAUGCGCUUAGAAGCAAUCCCGACGAUAGGCAAAUAAUAAAUAUUUUACGGCAACGAACAAAGGAUAUCGAAGUGAAACGUCAUUGCAUUAAAUUAUUAGAAAGAUUUGGUUCCUUUGAAUACACGAGAAAUGUACUUGAAGAACUGGAUUCGACUGCGAGAACUGAAAUUGAACGAUUAGGUGGCAAUCCACUCCUGGUGAAGUUCCUAGAUGAGGUUAAGAAUUGGGAUACCCAAGAUGCGCCUAAAGAUCCUUUAACUGGAACGUUCUAAAUUGAAAGUCAUUUUUUUUAA
Cyphomyrmex costatus is the source of this 1068-nucleotide messenger RNA. Its product is annotated as geranylgeranyl pyrophosphate synthase-like. The record is from RefSeq and is a predicted model, not a curated record. NCBI's taxonomy places the organism in Eukaryota, Metazoa, Arthropoda, Insecta, Hymenoptera, Formicidae. Gene Ontology annotation, biological process: isoprenoid biosynthetic process. The transcript has 7 exons. The coding region runs from base 85 to 1047 and encodes 320 amino acids. Gene Ontology annotation, molecular function: prenyltransferase activity.